Molecule: messenger RNA, 528 nt
Organism: Knipowitschia caucasica
Lineage: Eukaryota; Metazoa; Chordata; Actinopteri; Gobiiformes; Gobiidae
Source: the annotation of a GenBank genome assembly
AUGGACUGGCUGUAUCUGCUGCUCUGGUGGUUCUGUCUCCUUUUGCGUUGGAUAGCGGCUGCAGAGACACAUGAAAAACUCUCUGGAAAGCUCAGCGAGUACGGCCUCAUGGUCCCCUUCAGCACCGACUCCAGGGGGCGCUAUCUCUCCCACGUGGUCUCGUCUGGUGACCCCACGGACUCAGACCCAGACCAACGGACGAGGAGGGUUCCCAGAGACUUACAGUCCUCAGACCAGACCAGUAAGACCUCCUCCCAGUCCACCUCCCAGUCCACCCAGACCUCCUCUCACCUCUUCUUCAACGUCACUGUUUUCGGCAAAGAACUGCACCUGCGUCUCCGGGCCAACAGACGGCUGGUUGCUCCUGGUGCCGCGGUGGAAUGGCAAGAGGAUUACCAAGAGAAAUCCAAAGAGCGCCUUCACGGAGACUGUGUCUUCACCGGAGACGUGAGCGACAUGCCAGAAGCCACCGUGGCCAUUAGCAACUGUGACGGACUGGUGAGGUCGGGCCUCACCUGCCUCAUCUGA